Oppiella nova is the source of this 820-nucleotide messenger RNA. NCBI's taxonomy places the organism in Eukaryota, Metazoa, Arthropoda, Arachnida, Sarcoptiformes, Oppiidae. The record is from the annotation of a GenBank genome assembly.
CACACAGACAGUGUGCGAGACGUUGAGGCAAAGUAUAAGUGAAGUGAAUGUGAAGACUCGAGACUUCAAUGCAAUUAAUAGUGAUUUCUGUUGCAAAACAAGUGCACAGAAAUGCGCGAAAACUAUUCGUUGAAACAAUACUGCGUUCCUAUGGUUGUAGACAAUGUGUAUUGCAUUCAUAGCAUUCAUACGAACACCACUCCAACGGCAACUGUACUCUCCAACUGAGUCAUCGUUCGUCACAAACGUGAACACAAAAGACUCAAACAUUGAAAACAACUUUUCAAUCCAUUUCUCACAUCCACUCAACGAAUUAAGCGCCUAAUCAUUGAAUCACUGCAAAAUUCAAAUCAAGCAAAUGUCGGGCGGAGCGGCACCACCGGGUUGGGGAGGGGGAGCACCGCCACCACCACAUUAUGCCGAGUCGGACGACUCGCACGACGACGACUCCAGCAAAGAUGGCUCUCUCAAAGGGGGAGCACCGCCACCACCACAUUAUGCCGAGUCGGACGACUCGCACGACGACGACUCCAGCAAAGAUGGCUCUCUCAAAGGUGGUUCCGGUGAUCUCAACGGCUCUGGUGGUGGCUCUGACGCCGAGGGCGUCUGGUCUCCAGACAUUGAACAGAGCUUUCAGGAGGCGCUCGCCAUUUACCCGCCCUGUGGUCGACGCAAAAUCAUACUCUCAGAUGAGGGCAAAAUGUAUGGUAAGUGUCCACUCCUUUCACGUAACAGUUUGCCAGUUAUAUGCCAAUUACCGCAGUAUUACAGUAGUAUUUGCUAUUGUGCCAAACAAUGCAUUCGCUCCACAUAUCAUUAG